Apis laboriosa (Himalayan honeybee) is the source of this 1732-nucleotide messenger RNA. It is a transcript of the gene RpLP0-like, whose product is annotated as mRNA turnover protein 4 homolog. The record is from RefSeq and is a predicted model, not a curated record. Bases 211 to 939 code for a protein of 242 amino acids. The transcript has 4 exons. Gene Ontology annotation, biological process: ribosomal large subunit biogenesis; ribosomal large subunit assembly; rRNA processing. Gene Ontology annotation, molecular function: RNA binding. Gene Ontology annotation, cellular component: preribosome, large subunit precursor; nucleolus. Lineage: Eukaryota; Metazoa; Arthropoda; Insecta; Hymenoptera; Apidae.
UUGAUUGUUUGCAAUCAUUGUUUUAAAAUUAAUCUAAGCAUUCUACAGUGUUUUACUUAAAAUAAAGUUUGAAGAAGUUUAUAUAUCAAGAAUAUUACACAUUUAUAUUAUAUAUAUUUAUGCGCUACUUGCAUAACACAUGUUGUGUGAUUAUUAAUGUGCUUUGUCGAUUUAUUAAAAGUAUAAUUUUUAAAAUUUUCUUGCUAAAGAAUGCCUAAAUCGAAAAGGGAUAAGAAAAUAUCUCUAACAAAAACAAGUAAAAAAGGACUUGCCUUGAAGCAACAAAUUGUGGAAGAUGUUAGAAAUUGUGUUGAAAAAUAUGCCAGGAUAUUUCUUUUAUCCGUACACAAUAUGCGUAAUAAUAAACUUAAAGAUUUACGUUCAGAAUGGAAAGACAGCCGAUUUUUUUUUGGUAAAAACAAAGUGAUAGCAUUGGCUCUAGGAAAGUCAUCGGAAAAUGAAGUUGCAGAAAAUCUUCAUAAAUUAUCAUUAGCUUUAAGAGGACAGUGUGGCUUAUUAUUUACAAAUAGAAGUAAAAAAGAAGUAUUGAAAUGGAUGAGAGAAUAUGAGGAAAUAGAUUAUGCUAGAUCUGGCUUUAUUACACAAGAAACUAUAACAUUACCUGAAGGUCCAAUACCAGACUUUUCACAUAGUAUAGAACCUCAUUUAAGACAAUUAGGAAUGCCUACAGCUUUACAAAAAGGUGUUGUAACAUUAAUCAAAGAAUAUACUGUAUGUAAAACAGGACAAGCAUUAACUCCAGAACAAGCAAGAAUUUUGAAAUUACUUGAUAAGCCUUUAGCUACAUUUAAAUUGAUACCAUUAGGUGUAUUUUCUAAAAAAUAUGGAUAUAAACAAUUUAUAUCUCAAGAUGAUACUAAAGAAAAUUUAGAAGAACAACAAAUGGCUAUGGAAGAAACAGAAGAAAUUGAUAUGUAAAAAAAUAUAUAUAAAUUUAUAUAUAUAUAUAUAUAUAUACAUAAAUUAUAACUUUCAUUCUAAUUUUAUUAGAAAAUUAGAACAUUGUAAAUUUUAUUAGAAAAAUAAACAUAUGAAGGUGCUUAUAGACCUACAUUUUUAGAAACAACUGAUAAAAUAUUCAUCAUUAAUGUAUAUUUAAAACAUCAAAAUUAUGAAAUUUCUCCUUUUCAAUCAUUAUCUAUUUAAUAAAACGAAAUAAUGACGCUACCUCUAUAUUUUUCUAUAUUCUGGAUUAUUGGAGUUUUAUGGGUAAAUCAUAAAAUUGUUAUAUAUAACCUAUAUAAUACAAGAUUAAAUUUAAAAUUAUUUGCAAUUAUAUUUACGUAGAUUAUUUAUUAUUGGUGCUGCGAAAAUUCUUGUGAUAAUAAUCGUAAAAUAAUUUUUGAUGUAAAUUCUGAUAAAAGAAGUAGCACGAUGUCCAUCGAUUCUUCGGAUAUAUCUGAUAAUGAUGAAUCUGUAAAAUGUAAUAGAAAAAAAUUAACAUAUGAGGUGCACGUUAAUAAAUUUAAAUAAAUUUAAAAAGUUUUAUUUGCUAAUAUUUAUACUUUAUUUGAAAACAUCAUUUACUUACUUACUUCAUUCAUAACUAUAAUUUCAGACCAAAACGCGAUGGCCAAGCAGAACUUCAAUAAAUGAAAUAUAAUAUGUAUAUAUAACAUAACAAAAAUUUUUUUGUCAUUAAAAUAGCUUUAUUAAUAUAUUUGCAUCUUAAACAUGAGAUAUCAUAAAUUAAACAAAGUAAACAUUGAAA